This is a messenger RNA of Danaus plexippus (monarch butterfly), 1258 nucleotides long. RefSeq names its product somatomedin-B and thrombospondin type-1 domain-containing protein-like. The record is from RefSeq and is a predicted model, not a curated record. The coding region runs from base 143 to 973 and encodes 276 amino acids. NCBI's taxonomy places the organism in Eukaryota, Metazoa, Arthropoda, Insecta, Lepidoptera, Nymphalidae. The transcript has 6 exons.
CUUUGUUAAAGGCAUCCCUAAGGUGCAGGAAUGGCCCGAUUCUUCAUAUCCCGUCCGGCCGUCGUCUGGACUGCACGUCUGUCGCGUCCCGGUUGUGACGAGAACAAGUGUCGAUUGAUAUUCACGUGUAAAAAAAAAAACAAUGUUUCGCCAUUGGUUGUUUUUCGCAAGCGCGGUGUACUUGGCCUGCUACUGCAGCGGGAAUUAUUGUAGGGACAACAAUCUCUGUUGUCCUGGCCGGGACAGUGCUUGCGUCGUGCAAAAAGCUCACCAGAACGCGAUUAUUGAUGAUCCCCUCGACAAGCCGUGUUACUGUGACCAUGCUUGCAUGAAACUUGGCGACUGCUGUCCUGACUUCAGGGAAACUUGCGGAGUAUUGGAUUGCGUGGUAUCUGGUUGGGGAGAGUGGUCAGAAUGUGACAAUGAGUGUGGUUCGGGCAGCAUGAUGCGGAGUCGUCGUGUAGUGCAGGCACCGGCUCGCGGUGGAAAACACUGUCCGACAUUGGUACAAAGAAGGGCUUGUCAAUCCCACCACGGUUGCACUGAAGAGAGUGACAUACCAUUACGCGAGGAAUCGGCGAUGAUUCUACCCGGCUCACUGUCUAUAAGUCGUCAUUCCGAUGAAAGUGUUGACAUCAGGAAGAAUUUGCGUCUACGCAAUCCUGAUGACCCAGAAUCGAACUCUCAUAGGGAGUACUGCGUUCAAUAUGAGGUUACGAAAGUAUCCAAGGCCUGCCACACUGACUCCGAUUACAAAGCUCUACGAGAGGGUGCUACCGUAUGUGUCAUGUGCGAGACGGCAGCUCUAAGACGUGAUCUCAAAUGGCGUUGCGGCGGCCACGGCGUAUCUGGACACGCAACACGUUUUUACGCUCUCGUGGCUCCACACUGCCACGGAAAAUGGAUCCGCGCAUCAAACAAUGCGGAUAAGAACUCCGGCUGUUGUCUCAAACCGGACUUCAUCUUCGUCUAGAUCUCAUCUCAUUAGACUAUUUCUUUUUAUUUAAGUUAUUUGUUUCAUUAUUAAAAGGGCAUGAAAACAGAUGGGUACCACAUAAAGAGAGAUACAGUCCCAUUGAGGAACUUAGGUUUUUGAUAAUUUCAGGACGGUUCUAAGCAGGUUUUGAAUUUUUCAUAGAUAAUAAGCGAAUAUAACAUUCAAUAUAGCCAAUGGUAUUCCAUAGAAUAACUGGGUUACGUAAGUGACUAACUAUUCUAAUGGUUCAUAAAUAAAUAUAGGACAAAAUGAAAAAAAAAA